Passer domesticus (house sparrow) is the source of this 1910-nucleotide messenger RNA. It is a transcript of the gene FXN, whose product is annotated as frataxin. The transcript is spliced from 5 exons. Gene Ontology annotation, biological process: intracellular iron ion homeostasis; iron incorporation into metallo-sulfur cluster. The record is from RefSeq and is a predicted model, not a curated record. Gene Ontology annotation, cellular component: mitochondrion. Gene Ontology annotation, molecular function: ferric iron binding; 2 iron, 2 sulfur cluster binding; ferrous iron binding. The coding region runs from base 28 to 612 and encodes 194 amino acids. NCBI's taxonomy places the organism in Eukaryota, Metazoa, Chordata, Aves, Passeriformes, Passeridae.
CGGCGCUUCCGCAGCGGGCCCGGCGCGAUGUGGCGGGCGGGGGCGGCGGGCGCCGUGCGCGCCGCGGGACGGGCGGCGGCGGCCGGGGCGCGGCGGCGCGGCGGCAUCGGAGGCGCCCCGGGGGCGGGCACAGCCGCCGCGGGCAGCGGCCGCACGCAAUUACAAUAUUCUUCAGAUGUGAAGAGCAGGACUGCUUGGCUCAUGAAUUUGAGAAAUGCAGGAACUCUGAGUGAUGCAAGCUCUUUAGAUGAGACAACCUAUGAGAAGCUGGCUGAAGAAACACUGGACUCCUUGGCAGAUUUCUUUGAGGACUUGGCAGAUAAACCUUUUACCCCAGAAGAUUAUGAUGUCUCUCUAGGGAGUGGAGUACUAACAGUUAAAUUGGGUGGAGACAUGGGAACAUACGUAAUCAAUAAGCAAACACCAAACCGGCAGAUUUGGCUGUCCUCACCCACUAGCGGGCCCAAGCGCUAUGACUGGACUGGACGGAAUUGGGUGUAUUCUCAUGACAGAGUAUCUCUUCAUGAACUACUAUCAAAAGAGUUUUCAACAGCUUUAAAAACUAAAUUGGAUUUGUCCUGCUUAAUAUAUUCUGGAAAAGAAGAUAGUUGAUUGUAUUCUACCUCAUGGAAGUUUAAAGACUUUAACUUCAAGCCAAGCUCUUUCUUAGGCUGAAGUACCUGAGCUUAAUUCUGUUGUUUUUCUUGGCAUCAAUAUAUUGUGCAACAAACAUGAAAAUAAUAUAUUUUUUCUCCAGUGCUCAGUCUUUGGAUUUCUGUGUGCUCUUUGAAUCUGUGCAGUACACAUGGUUGAGGUCACCCACAUCUGUCACUUCAUUUCUUGCUUUCUUCCUGCAGAAGUCAUGAAUUUUUGGUUUCUAUAGACUUGUUUGCAUGUAAGGACUGACCACCUGGUGACUUCUGACCAGCACACAAACACUGAGCUGUUCUUGGUGAACAAGUUACAUUGACAUAAAUUAUGGUACUGUGAAUGUAUUGCCUCAAAAUUUAUGGCUAUUGUAAUACAUCAUAGUCACAUUUAAUAUGUCAUAGUGCAUGUAAUGACAGAGUUUUUUUCUUAGUAUUGCAGAACUUGCUAUUCUCCAAAUUCUAAAUUGUAGUGUGUUUCACCUCAGAAUUUUUUUUAGCUAAACUUUAAAUUACUUAGACAUUUUUGUGGCUCUGAGCAUGAUACAGAACUGGAAAAGCUAGUACGUGUAGUUUAAGCUGUACAGCAAUAUCUUGCAAACAUUUGACUCUGUUAUUGUGCAUUUCUCUUUCUCUACCUUUUUAUUCUUCAAAUAUUAAAAACACUUUUUUUGAGCUGAGCAAAAUUAAGUUCAUGAACAUUUGCACUGAUUUUAUUCUACUGCAUUUCUUCAGUGGUUUUAUAUUGUCUUAUCACCAUGAUACAGCAAGUCUCCCCCCAUGCGCUGAUGGAGAAGUUUCUUAGAAUCAAGUAUUAUUCUUAGCCUGAUGAAGCUGUUUUCAUUAAGCUAUUAAAUAUGUGAAGGAAAUAAACUAUAUACUCCAGAUCUUACAACAGAAACAUUUAAAAGAAAUCACGAACAGCAAUACUUCAGCAGUUGCACUGUUGUAAUAUUACAGCUUGCAGGUUUUAGCUGCCUUCCUAUGGAAGGACCAAAUUGUUGACUAAUGCAUGAGGGAAAAAUUAUACCAUAGUCUUGCGGAUUGUAUGAAAAGAUGUUCAGUACACAAUAUUUUUCUUUUUGGUUUCUCUGAUGCUGUGGUUAGUUUGACAUGAUUCUCUAGCUAGCUUGACAGAUAAGGAUUGAUUUUGUCAUUGAAAAACAAUAACUGUAAAGUGUUCUUGCCCAGUAUUUGCAUUUAAAUUGUAAGCAUUGUUACCUGCUAUUUCUCACUACUAAACAGAGAAAUGUUUCAAUGGAA